AUGCAAGCUCGGCCUUCCCGACCGCGCGGCGCGGAAAACGCUGUCCCUCUCCUGCACCAGCGGCACAAGUCUACGGGGAACCUCGACAUGUCCAACGCGUCCGCAGCCGGAAUCCGAGGCCCUGCCAAGCGAGCCGCCUUUGGCGAUGUCACAAACCAGAGCAAGAAUGCCUUGGGUGCCCGCGACGAGGCGAAGGCCGGCAAGCAUCAGCCCGCCUUGGCUUCACACAACGCACAGCCACUCGGCGUGGUCAACAAGGAAAACCUCUUGUACAACAACGGCGGCGGCUCUCACAACAACCACAGCAAGGCCAAAGAUUCCUUCCUUCGCCCUGCACAACGGCCCGCUGCUCUGACAGCCAAACCCAAGACUGCUGCUGACAACCGGCCGGCCGAGGUGACGAGGAAGCCCGUCCCCGGUGCGUCUCUGGUCCCCGGGGGCCAACCCGGCAGAGGGGAGGCGGCUGUUUCACGGCAUACGGCAACGGAUGAAAUCGAAAGGGCCCUUGGCCUUGCUGCCUCUCAGGCCUCGCUUGAGGGCUUGCCCUUCCCACAACCUCGGCACUACAAAAGCCAGCCGCAGUUGAAACAGCAGCCGCCAACCCUACGCCGCACACAGAGCAGGCAGUUUGAGGGCACCAAUGCCGUCGCCGACAAGGCUGCCAGAGCCGACGCCGACCCUGGGGGCUUGCCUUCGCGCCACCUCGAGCCUUCGGCCGACCACGCGGCCUACCUUGGCCACCUGUAUCCCGGCCCUGAUCGCGAAACGCUCUCGCACACUCCCGCCAUGUCCGAGCCAGAAGAUUGCUGGGACGAGGAUUACGACGAGGAAUACGACGACCAGGACCAAGCCUACACCACUGCCCACUCAUUUCGCUCGCGUGACAUGACCAUGGGCGGCGUCACCACCUUGCUGGCUCCGCGGGUCACCGCCCGUGUUCAGCGCGAGCUGGAAGAGGCCAAGCUGGAGGUGCAGCAGACUCGGUCGCCCGAGGACGUCGAGGAGGAGCUGUGGGAUGUCAGCAUGGUUGCCGAGUACGGCGAAGAGAUUUUUGACUACUUGCGAGAACUCGAGAUCAAGAUGCUUCCCAAUCCUCACUACAUGGAGAUUCAGACGGAGAUUCAGUGGUCCAUGCGGUCCGUUCUCAUGGACUGGCUGGUCCAAGUCCAUAACCGCUUCAACCUGCUGCCCGAGACGCUCUUCCUUACCGUAAACUAUAUCGACCGGUUCCUCUCCUGCAAGGUCGUCUCCAUUGGCAAGCUGCAGCUAGUGGGCGCAACUGCGAUCCUGGUGGCCUCGAAAUACGAAGAAAUCAACUGCCCGUCGCUGGAGGAGAUUGUCUACAUGGUCGACGGCGGUUACAACCUGGAAGAGAUACUCAAGGCCGAGCGCUUCAUGCUCAGCAUGCUUAGCUUCGAGCUUGGGUGGCCAGGUCCUAUGAGCUUCCUGCGGCGCGUCAGCAAGGCCGAUGACUACGACUUGGAGACGAGAACCCUGGCAAAGUACUUUCUCGAACUGACCAUCAUGGACGAGCGGUUCGUUGCCUCGCCGCCGAGCUUCCUGGCGGCAGGUGCCCAUUGCCUGUCCCGACUGGUACUGAGCAAGGGCGAAUGGACCAAGCAGCACGUCCACUACUCGGGCUACACCUGGGCCCAGCUCAAGCCGCUGGUGACCAUGUUGAUCGAAUGCUGCGACCAGCCCCGCCUGCACCACUCAGCCGUGUACGAAAAGUACAAGGACAGGCGAUAUAAAGGCGCGUCGACGAUUGUGCAGCGCGCGCUCGAUGCCGGCUUCACGCUGCCCCAUCACUCCAUCCCCAUCCGACGGUCCCCGGCGCAUGCCGGCGCCAUUGAAGACGGUUCGGGCCAGCUGCCGUACAAGAACGGCCUACUCGUCUCCACGGAGGGAUGA
Molecule: messenger RNA, 1911 nt
Organism: Hirsutella rhossiliensis
Lineage: Eukaryota; Fungi; Ascomycota; Sordariomycetes; Hypocreales; Ophiocordycipitaceae
Product: G2/mitotic-specific cyclin-4
Exons: 5
Coding region: 1-1911 (636 amino acids)
Biological process (GO): regulation of cyclin-dependent protein serine/threonine kinase activity; mitotic cell cycle phase transition
Cellular component (GO): cyclin-dependent protein kinase holoenzyme complex; nucleus; cytoplasm
Molecular function (GO): cyclin-dependent protein serine/threonine kinase regulator activity
Source: RefSeq, a predicted model, not a curated record